AUGGCUGGAUGUCUCAUGUAUCUUACAACAACUAGACCCAACAUUUUAUAUGUUGUAAGUCUUGUAUCUAGAUUGACUAGUUGUGCAACUAACACUCAUUUUAGAGCAGCUAAAAGGGUGAUAAGAUAUGUUAAGAGAACACUGAAUUUUGGAAUCAAGUUCUAUGCAAAUCAGAAGUGCGUGUUGCAGGGGUAUUCUGAUAGUGACUGGGCUGGUUCUUCUGAUGACAUGAAGAGUCCUUCUAGUUAUUGUUUUAAUAUUGGUUCAGGGGUAUUUUCUGAGAUUGUUGCACAAUCAACGGCUGAAGUUGAGUUCAUUGCAGCAGCAUUUGCUGCAAAUCAAGCCUUAGAAAAAGACGCGCAUAAAGAAGGAUCUGUUAGGUUAAAGUAUUGCAAGACAGAUCUUCAACUAGCAGAUAUGUUUACCAAAGCCUUGCUAAGGAGCAGAUUUGAAUUUCUCAGAGAGGCGCUUGGAAUUUGCAGCAACUGA
Messenger RNA from Lycium barbarum (goji berry), 489 nucleotides. RefSeq names its product secreted RxLR effector protein 161-like. The coding region runs from base 1 to 489 and encodes 162 amino acids. The record is from RefSeq and is a predicted model, not a curated record. The transcript has 3 exons. NCBI's taxonomy places the organism in Eukaryota, Viridiplantae, Streptophyta, Magnoliopsida, Solanales, Solanaceae.